Molecule: messenger RNA, 1059 nt
Organism: Pogona vitticeps (central bearded dragon)
Lineage: Eukaryota; Metazoa; Chordata; Lepidosauria; Squamata; Agamidae
Product: killer cell lectin-like receptor subfamily F member 1
Cellular component (GO): plasma membrane
Source: RefSeq, a predicted model, not a curated record
UUGCUUCCUUUUCACCAAGAAGCGGUCAGUGCUGCUUGUCGUGCAGAGCUGAGCUUGAUGUUCAGAGAAAUACUUUGCCUUUCUGCCAAUUAUCAGCUCCCUUCUAAGGGGUCCCUAACAGGUACCAGGAGAAAUGGAGGAUGAGGAAGGCUACAUGGCACUUAAAAUCCGACCAAGGCAACACUACAGACAGAGUCCUCAACCUCAGAAUCACGAAACUGUAUCACACCAUUGCCGAUGCUGUCAGAUCAUUGCUGGGGUUGGAGGUGCUGUAAUCCUGCUCCUGGUAGGAGCUGCCCUUGCUGGUAUUUGUGUUUUUCAGUUGUGUGGAUGUAAUCUUGAGGAUGCUCCAGAGAAAGGCCUUGUCUUCCAGAGAUCCAGCAAUGAAACAGAAGAUAAUUCACACUUGGACACUGUAACUAAAUUAAGGACAUUUUUCUGUAAGCCACUUGAUGGCAGCACCACAGAAUGUAGACUCUGCCCUGUCAACUGGCUUCCUCACAAGAGUAAGUGCUACUGGAUCGCCAAAGAAAAACAAUCCUGGCACAAGAGUCAAGAAGACUGCAGAGAAAAACAUGCCCAAAUGCUGGUGAUAAAGAGCCAAGAAGAACAGAGCUUCAUAUGGAAGAUGAUUAGUGAAGGAAAAAAACUUCCAUGGCUUGGACUUAAAACCACAUCCUCUGGAGGCAACUGGUCCUGGAUAGAUGGCUCCCCAUUAAAUGACACAAUGUUGCAGUCAUUAGGUAUUGCAGAACCGAACAGCUGUGGGAUGCUGAAGAACAACCAGAUUACUUCACAAGCCUGCGGUGCCCUCGCAGAGUGGAUCUGUGAGACUGGAGCUCUUCUGGUGUAAAUAACAAAAUGGAAAAAUGAACCGUUGGGACAAAACACCAACAUAGAGUCAACAUAAGUUCUGAAAUCAUUAUGUGGUAGGACUGUACAGCCAUUUCAGGACUGGAUUUGGAUCUUACCAAUAUGCAUAUCCAAGAGGAAAUGACAGCAAUAUAGCUCCAAGUCACAGUUCCCGAACCCCUGGUCCACAGCCCAGUGCCGGUCCAU